ACGACUUUUAUAUUUGCCAUAAACCAAAACAAACAUGUCAGAGCCACAGUCUCGAAACAAUUCUGCUAAACAGUCUAGUAGACCAGUGUCAGGGAGACAGUCCUCUCACUCUGUGAAGAACACCAAUGUCCCCGCCAGGAGUGGAUCCGGGAAUUUAUCAUCCUCCAGGGGUGGAUCUGGUAUCAGGGAUCUGGCAAGCAAGGAGGAGGAAUACAAGAAAUUGAAUGCAGCAUUGGAGGCAAAGACAGCCAAUCUAGUGGCAGAAGCUGAAGAAGUCUUGAGAGAACAAGAAUCAGUGCUUUCAAAGUCUCGUCUUCUUGACAACAUCAAUUCUGAAGAGUUCCUCAAAGAAUUUGAUGAUGAUAUCACUGGACCAAAUGAGAACACUGAAACCUCACCAAAGCCAUCCUCAAGACCUAGUUCUAAAAUGACCAAUCAGAUUCGACCUUUGUCAACCAAUCAGAGUCGAGCACAGUCCAAAACCAAACGUCCAAUUUCUGCAAAAUCACGACCUCGCAGUACAAAAUCAAACAUAGCUGAUGAUGUAGCUGUCCCUGACGAAGCCUUCAUGACAGACUUCAAGAACUUCUCCCUACAGAAUACGGUGGCCAACAUAGAAGGUCAGAUGGACAGCGGUGAUCUCCCUUUGGACGAGGAUGACGAUGUUAUACCACAGGCUGCUGCUGAUAUGGGAACAGAGGCAACCAUCCGUUUUCUAAAGGCUAAGUUACGUGUCAUGCAGGAAGAGGUUGACAGACUGUCACAGGAAUGUAACAAAAAGGAUGAAACAAACACAGGUUUAUCUUCCCGCAUUAAAGAGUUGGAGGAGGAAAGGGGUCGUCUUCACAGAACAAAUGCAUCGCAGCAGUCACAGAUGGAUAAAUACAAAAAAAUGGCAGAGGAAGCGCGGAGUAAAUCAGAGAGUAUGGAAGGACAGCUAACUGCCGUUCGCAAGGAAUUGGAGCAGUUGAAGCGACAACAGAAACAACAGACAACUUCCCAGAGUGCAACAGAAGUUCGACUGAAUCGAGCGCUGGAGGAAAUCGAGAAAUACAAAGAACAGCUGUCUAAACACAAGUCUUCAUCUAGGGAAUCUACAGAGCAAGAGAGGAAGAGACUGGAGCAGUUAGUGGCCGACAACAAGAGACUCGAGAAACAGAAGAACGAGCUGAUGGCCGGCUUCAAGAAGCAACUCAAACUCAUUGACGUACUCAAAAGACAAAAGAUGCACAUAGAAGCAGCUAAAAUGUUGUCAUUUUCUGAGGAGGAAUUUGUGAAAGCCUUGGAGUGGGGAAGUUAGAGACCGGUGUAUACAUGUGUGUUGUAUGUUAUUGUGUAUGUUAGUGACUGGUGUAUACAUGCACAUGUGUGCUGUAUGUUAUCUGUGUGUGUCAAAAGAUGUCUACAUAUCUUAUACAGUAGUAUGGUUAGUGUUUAUAUUGUUGAAAAAAAACAUAAAUAAAAUAGUCAAAAAAAUU
Magallana angulata is the source of this 1478-nucleotide messenger RNA. RefSeq names its product testis-expressed protein 9-like. The record is from RefSeq and is a predicted model, not a curated record. The transcript has 12 exons. NCBI's taxonomy places the organism in Eukaryota, Metazoa, Mollusca, Bivalvia, Ostreida, Ostreidae. Bases 35 to 1300 code for a protein of 421 amino acids.